AUGCAAAUCUCAUCCACCUCAUCAAAUGGCAACUACGCGAAUAUCGAACGGAUGACAGUUUCAUGUCCGCCGGAGACUUUCGACGAGACCGUACCUCUUAAACAAAUAAAAAAAGAGCUCACUUUCGUAAUAGAACGGCCUGAAAAACCAGGAGAAACAUCCUCGCAUCACGGCAGCAAACGAAGUUCCGUCUGCUAUGAAGGCGACGAGGAGUACGAUAAUGUGGAUGACGACGUGGCGAUUGCAGAGAAUCGGCACAUUUCUGAAAAUUUGGAGCAUUUUGAAGAGCCCGUGAGCACGAUGAGAGCUCAGAAUUCGGUGAAAUUUGCGGAUAAUAUAGUGGAAAAUCAUCCGGAGACUGAUAGAUUCGGAUUUUUUACGAUACAAAAUAAAUGCUCCACGCCGCCAAUAGACUCAAAAAUUCUACGACGACGAGAGAAAAAAUGGAUUCAAAUGCUCGACAACUGGCGGUACUUCAUGGAUGAAAAAUUUGAAUUAGUGAAGAAUCGAUGUCGAAAAGGGAUUCCGCCGAGCCUACGAGGCCGGGCGUGGAAAUAUUUAAGCGGUGCCACGUACCAGAUGGAAGUAUCUUCAAAUCGAUUUGUUUUUGAUUACUGUGUCAAACAAGCCGGUGACCCGAAAUGGAACGACGAUAUACAGAAGGACUUGAGCCGCCAGUUUCCGGAACACGAAAUGUUUGCCAGGGUGGGAAAGUACGGAAAUAAUGGGAAAAACGACCUUUUCGACUUGCUCAAAGCCUGGACAAUUCUCCAUCCGGAAGAGGGCUACUGUCAAGGACAGGCUCCAAUUGCAGCGGUUCUCCUGAUGCACAUGCCGGUCCGCGACGCCUUCUACUGUUUUGUGCAGAUCUGUCAUAAGUACCUGCCCGGGUACUACAGCAGUGGCCUGGAAGCCGUACAAACCGAUGGGGAUAUACUGACGAAGUUGAUAAAGGACAGGAGUAAACUUACCUACAGACAUUUUAAAGCCAACGGAGUCGACCCAGCGUUAUACAUGAUCGAGUGGUUUAUGUGCUGCUUUUGCCGAACACUACCCUGGCCUACAGUACUCCGCGUAUGGGACAUGUUCCUGUGCGAGGGCGUCAAGAUUCUGUUCAAAGUGGCGCUGGUGCUACUGAAAUUCGGAAUUGGGACGCCGUCACAGAUUAAACAGUACCCCGAUAUGCCUGCAAUUGUGACCCGGUUACGGAAUUUACCUGUAGAAAUUAUGGAGGAAGAGUUCUUGGUGCAAAAGAUCUCCGAAACCAAUCUAAACGACGCGGAUAUGGAAAAACUUCAUUUUGGAGCCAUGAAAACCCGACAAAUGAGAUUUGACUGACCCCUCCCCGCCCCCUGUUGUUAUAUUUAUCGAUUAUUGAUUUUUUUAUUGAUUUUUCAACACUCACUUUUUUGUUGUUUCCAUCAAAAAUUCCACGUUUUUUGUGUGCUUUCGCAUCUUGCCAUAUACCUCAGAACAGCCAAAAUAAAAUUUCCCUGUG
This is a messenger RNA of Caenorhabditis elegans, 1498 nucleotides long. It is a transcript of the gene tbc-10, whose product is annotated as Rab-GAP TBC domain-containing protein. Lineage: Eukaryota; Metazoa; Nematoda; Chromadorea; Rhabditida; Rhabditidae. Gene Ontology annotation, cellular component: plasma membrane; cytosol. Bases 1 to 1338 code for a protein of 445 amino acids. The record is from RefSeq and is marked reviewed. The transcript has 7 exons.